GCUCCCGCCAUGGCCCUGCCGCUGCCGCUGCUCCUCGCCCUGCUCGGGGCCACCCCAGGUCUGGGGGCACCGGGGGGGGGCUGUGGGGUGCCCCCCUCUGCCUGGUGCCAGAGCUGGGACACUGCCCUGCGCUGUGGGGCUCUGGAGCGCUGCCCCCUCCUCACCCAGAGACCCCCUGAUGUGGACACCUGCGCCCUCUGCCAGCAGCUCUUCUCCUUCCUCCACCGCGUGUCCAACCAGUCGGCCGUGCAGGUGCCCCGGCAGAUCUGUGCCAACCUGAAGCUGUGCCCGGCAGAGCCCGGCGGUGCUGCAGCCGUGCCCACCCUCGGGGCACUCGGCACCCACCCACAGGAGCCCCCCCCGGGCCCGGCGGCGCUGCCGGUGCCCCUCCCGCUGUGCUGGCUGUGCCGCACCUUCGUGGCGCAGGCCGAGGCCGCCAUCCCCGUGCCCAGGGUGGCCGCGGCGGCCACGGGGCUGUGCCGGGCGCUGCCGCUGGUGGCCGUGGGUGCGUGCCAGUGCCUGGCCCAGCGCUACGCCACCCUCCUGCUCGAGGGGCUGCUGGGCCGCCUGGGCCCGCGCCUGCUGUGCCGCCUGCUCCUCGCCUGCCAGGGCACCGCGGACGACGCGGGCGCGCCACCGGCGCUGCUGGAGGCCAUCGUGGUGCGGCUGGCGGAGUGCGUGGGCCCCGAGGACCUCAAGGGUGUCGCCCCCCCCGUGCUGUCACCCCCCCUGGGCCCCUGUGCCCUGGGCCCCAUGUACUGGUGCUCCAGCCCCGAGCCCGCCCGGCGCUGCCAGGCCCUGCAGCACUGCCAGGAGCACGUCUGGCUGUAGAGGGGCUCUGGGGCCCCCCCCAGCACUUCCCAAUAAAGUUUGGAUGCAGCUCU
Pipra filicauda (Wire-tailed manakin) is the source of this 884-nucleotide messenger RNA. RefSeq names its product pulmonary surfactant-associated protein B-like. The coding region runs from base 10 to 831 and encodes 273 amino acids. Lineage: Eukaryota; Metazoa; Chordata; Aves; Passeriformes; Pipridae. The transcript is spliced from 7 exons. The record is from RefSeq and is a predicted model, not a curated record.